AUGGCAACACGUGGUAGGCAAAAUUGGACCUACGUGCCAUGUGAUUUUCUAAACACGUAUGCAUUUCAAACAGUCCGCCGUGACUGUAUCACUGCCCCCCCCCCUCCUCUUUCUCCGAACCGAUACCCUCGUCUAGGAACUCAGUGGUUCAGCUCAGGAGCUGGCUCCGCCACUCGGACUGAGUUCCCUGGCGAGAAUGCGUACGGUAUCUUAGGAGUUGCCGAGACCACUUCGUUCGCUGAAAUCAAAGCUUCAUUUCGUAAGCUGGCAAAACAAACACACCCUGACCUUGCUGAGUCGAAGAACGAUUCAUCAGAGUCUUCGAAAAAUUUUGUCCGGAUCCUCGCUGCUUAUGAGCUACGCUAA
Hibiscus syriacus is the source of this 366-nucleotide messenger RNA. Its product is annotated as chaperone protein dnaJ 50-like. The record is from RefSeq and is a predicted model, not a curated record. The transcript has 3 exons. Lineage: Eukaryota; Viridiplantae; Streptophyta; Magnoliopsida; Malvales; Malvaceae. The coding region runs from base 1 to 366 and encodes 121 amino acids.